This is a messenger RNA of Populus nigra (black poplar), 1897 nucleotides long. RefSeq names its product GTP cyclohydrolase 1-like. The coding region runs from base 277 to 1674 and encodes 465 amino acids. Gene Ontology annotation, cellular component: cytoplasm. The record is from RefSeq and is a predicted model, not a curated record. NCBI's taxonomy places the organism in Eukaryota, Viridiplantae, Streptophyta, Magnoliopsida, Malpighiales, Salicaceae. The transcript has 3 exons. Gene Ontology annotation, biological process: tetrahydrofolate biosynthetic process; tetrahydrobiopterin biosynthetic process. Gene Ontology annotation, molecular function: zinc ion binding; GTP binding; GTP cyclohydrolase I activity.
CAACUAAAAAUUUAUCAUUCGGAUGAGAGCCUAAAGGAUCCACAAAUUUCUAAGAUCAACGGCUACCCUACGUUUCUCUCCACACCACCACCACCACCGGCCACUGCUUUCCUUUGCGUCGCCUCCUUCCCUCCCCCCUCACUGUCUCUCCCUGCCUAGCCAUAUAUACUUAUUAUCACAUCUGCUUUCAGCACCUCCCCUAAACCAUACCUUCUUUGCUGUCCAUCAUUCUUUUGCUCUUCUUCUUCAGCAGUUGGUGGUAUUUGUGGUUUGUCAAUGGGCGCUUUGGAUGAGGAACAUUUCAAUAAAGAGAUUGAGAAUGGAGUGGAACUUGAUUGCCUUGAUCUGGGAUUUGAGGACCAACCGGAGACUGUAGCUAUCGAGGAUGCUGUGAAAGUUCUUUUGCAAGGUCUUGGCGAGGACAUUAAUAGAGAAGGCCUUAAAAAGACCCCGCUUCGCGUUGCCAAGGCGCUUCGAGAAGGAACCAAAGGCUAUAAACAAAAGGCAAAGGACAUUGUUCAAAGUGCAUUGUUUCCAGAAGUUGGUUUGGAUGAUGCAGUUGGUCAUGCAGGCGGAGCAGGCGGGCUUGUGAUUGUUCGGGAUCUUGACCUGUUUUCAUACUGUGAAUCUUGCUUGCUUCCUUUCCAGGUUAAGUGUCAAAUAGGUUAUGUCCCAUCUGGUCAGAGGGUUGUAGGAUUAAGCAAGCUCUCAAGAGUUGCUGAUGUGUUUGCCAAAAGACUCCAAGACCCACAGCGUUUAGCAGAUGAAAUCUGCUCAGCUCUGCAUCUUGGUAUCAAGCCAGCCGGUGUUGCCGUCAUACUCCAAUGUUCACAUAUUCAUUUCCCAAAUAUAGAGCCACCUUUCCUUGACUCCAAUCGCCAAGGUUGGGUUAAGGCAUUGGUCCAUUCAGGUUCAGGUGUUUUUGAAAAUGAUUUUGCUGAUGUUUGGGAUGAUUUUUUGAGUCUCCUGAAGUUCAGAGGAAUAAAUGUGGAUAAAACUCUGAUGAAAGACCCAAAGCAGCAGUGUUGGUGUCCGUCCCAAUAUUCCUCGAGUGCUGAAGUUACCGGACAGCCCAACACAGGAAUGGUUACAGCAGUUACUUCAAUUCUCAUCUCUUUGGGUGAAAACCCAUUACGGAAAGAGCUUGCUGGAACUCCUAGUCAUUUUGUCAAGUGGUUGAUGAAUUUCCAAAACGCAAAUCUAGAAACGAAACUGAAUGGCUUUGCUUGUGGCAGGCUGGAUCCUCUUAAACAAAAUGGGGAAGCCAGCCAUGAUAAACGGAUGUAUACCGAGCUGAAUCUGUCAUUUUGUUCCCAGUGUGAGCAUCAUUUACUUCCCUUUUAUGGUGUUGUGCAUAUUGGGUACUAUGCUGAAGAAAUCACCCCUGUCAUUAAAUCUCGUUUACAGUCGAUUGUACGUUUUUAUGGUUUCAAGCUCCAAGUACAGGAAAGACUUACCAGGCAGAUUGCCGAGACUGCUUCAUCCUUAUUAGGUGGAGAUGUGGUGGUCGUUGUGGAGGCUAACCAUACUUGUAUGAUUUCUAGAGGUAUUGAGAAAUUUGGAAGUAGUACAGCUACAAUUGCUGUGCUUGGUCUAUUUUCAACCGACCCCGCCGCAAGGGCCAAGUUUUUGCAGAACAUUCCAAAUCCUGGGUCAGGAGGAUCAGGAUUCUAAUUCAAACUUAGCUAGUGUGUCGUCGCAAGUGGUUUGAGCUAAUUCCUACGCCUUUUCCUGGUUGCAUAUUUCUUUUGCACAACCCCUAGAUUGAAAUUUAAGGCCUGUCAUCUUUCAUGAUUACUUUUUUGGCACAAUUUUCCUGUUAGACAUGUGACUGAAUAGGUUCAUCACAUGAAAAAGAAAAUAAAAAAGAAAUAGAAAUUCUGAAUGUUUACUUUUA